AGGCCGCCAUGAAGGGAGCGAAUUUCAUCUUCGUGGGCACCAAGGACCAGGCCCAAGAUGCCAUCAGGAAGGCGGCGAAGCGGACGAACAGCGUUUUCGCCGAUAGCAGGUUUGUCGGCGGCAUGCUGACCAAUUUCCGGUGUCGCCAAGAGAGUAUCCAGUUGAUGGAAGCCAUGGAGAAGCAGCAGGCGCAGGGCGUGUGGGAAGGCGACUCCGAGGCAGUUCGACGAGAGAAAGAGAAGAGACUGAAGAAGCUGCAGCGCCUCUACAAGGGCAUGCAGGAAAUGGACAACUAUCCCGACAUCGCCAUUAUCGUCGACGAGAAGAAGGAACAUCUUGCCCGCGCGUCCCCGAAUUUUCUCUCGUCAUCAAUUUCUCUUUUCCCCACAUCACGCAUCCCCUGUUGUAGUCUUGCGAGUUUCAUAUCUCGUUCUCUCUCUCUCUCUC
This is a messenger RNA of Prorocentrum cordatum, 447 nucleotides long. The record is from the annotation of a GenBank genome assembly. Lineage: Eukaryota; Dinophyceae; Prorocentrales; Prorocentraceae.